Messenger RNA from Varanus komodoensis (Komodo dragon), 6277 nucleotides. RefSeq names its product EMSY transcriptional repressor, BRCA2 interacting (gene EMSY). The record is from RefSeq and is a predicted model, not a curated record. Gene Ontology annotation, cellular component: nucleoplasm. Bases 817 to 4836 code for a protein of 1339 amino acids. The transcript has 21 exons. Gene Ontology annotation, biological process: regulation of DNA-templated transcription. NCBI's taxonomy places the organism in Eukaryota, Metazoa, Chordata, Lepidosauria, Squamata, Varanidae.
CUCCUCUGGGGGUCUCUGCGCAUCUUCACAUGAACUGUCUCUGGCAAGCAGGUGCACAAGCUCUGGGGCCCUUGGGGUAAUUGAGCGUUCAGCCCCCUGUCAGUAUCAGGCUCGAGAGCCAGGAAAGCAUGCCAGAUGAACGCCAGUCAGUAUCAAGCCGUGGCCACUGGUCACCUGGGGCACCCUUCCUCGGCUGGUCAAAGCUCUGUCGCUCAGUGACGUCCUCCAGACGUCCUCCCGCCUGUCCCCUCUGCACCUGUAGCGAUUACGUUGCAUUAAGGGCAGCGUGUCCUAUCCAACCAUGUCCUGUGAGUGAAACGGACGCUUCUGCCAGAUCAAUUCCCCUUCUGUCUUGUACCCCCGGAUCUUCUCAGGAGGCUUGGGAAGGACUCGGCAUAUUUAGGGAGCCGCUGAAGGAGGGAGCAGGAGAGCAAGCUCCCUUUUCAUGUUUGGCAUUUCUAGAAAACGUUCUGGCAAGCAUACAUCACUUGCCUGUGUGUAAUUUCAUAUCACUCUAUUUCCCAUGCGUAGAAAUGAGCAGUAUUGGUCCCGUGGACAAAGUGACAGCACUCCGCUUAGCAGCAAGGUAUUGGCCAACCGGAGGCCACCCCAGGGACUGCAGAAGUACAAGAAAACCUUAGAGGAUGCAUUCCCCUGCACCCAGAAUGGGGCUGUGAAAACUGUGCAUGCUCAGUGGCCAUACAGUACUAACUUAGUCCUGUUAGCGGGGCCGAAAAUGUAGCACCAGAUGAGAGCGGGGAUGUAAUGUGAUGCAGUAUUCUGAAAGAAGGGCUGGCCAGCACACUCGACUGUGCAAUGCACGAACUGGAGGCCUACGCUGGUGUUAUCAGUGCUUUGCGGGCGCAGGGGGACCUCACGAAGGAGAAGAAAGACCUCCUUGGAGAGCUCUCCAAAGUGCUUAGUAUUUCAACUGAGCGACAUCGGGCUGAAGUUCGGAGGGCAGUCAACGAUGAGCGGCUGACGACGAUCGCGCAUAACAUGUCCGGGCCCAACAGCUCUUCCGAGUGGUCCAUCGAGGGCCGCCGCCUGGUCCCGCUCAUGCCACGGCUGGUUCCCCAAACCGCUUUCACCGUCACGGCCAAUGCCGUUGCCAAUGCAGCCCUCCAGCAUAACGCCUCCCUCCCUUCCCCUGCUGAAACAGGAAACAAGGAAGGCGAAGUGGUGGUGUGCUAUUCCUUCACGAGUACCACCUCCACCCCAACGUCCACCCCGGUCCCCAGCGGCAGCGUUGCCACCGUGAAGUCCCCCCGGCCUGCCAGUCCCGCUUCCAACGUGGUCGUCCUGCCGAGCGGCAGCGCCGUUUACGUCAAAAGUGUGAGCUGCUCGGACGACGACGAGAAGCCCCGCAAGAGGCGCCGCACCAACUCCUCCAGUUCCUCCCCCGUCCUCCUGAAAGAGGUCCCAAAGGCCACCACGCCGGUCACCAAGACCAUCACGGUGCCUGUCAGCGGAAGCCCCAAGAUGAGCAGCAUCAUGCAGAGCAUCGCCAACUCCUUGCCGCCUCACAUGUCCCCUGUGAAGAUCACCUUCACCAAGCCGUCGACGCAGACAACCAACACGACGACGCAGAAGGUGAUCAUCGUAACCACCUCUCCCAGUUCCACCUUUGUCCCCAACAUCCUGUCCAAGUCUCACAACUACGCAGCUGUCACCAAACUCGUCCCAACGUCCGUCAUCGCCUCGACCACCCAGAAACAGCCGGUGGUUAUCACUGCUUCCCAGUCCUCUCUGGUCAGCAGCAGCACCACCGCCGCCACCACCACCACCUCCGCCACCACUGCCGCCGUGGGCUGCUCCACGCCUUCCUCCACCCCCAGCACAGUCGCUGUGACCACCGUGGUGGCGUCGACGCCGUCGGUGGUUAUGUCGACGGUGGCGCAGGGCGUCUGCACGUCGGCCAUUAAAGUCGCGUCGGCCAGGCUGCCUUCCCCCAAGAGCCUGGUGGGGACGCCGACCCAGCUCCUCGCGCAGCUCCCCAAGCAGCAGCCGGCGCAGCAGCCGCAGCCCCAGCAGCCGCCCGCCCAGGCCUUGCCGGUCACCCAGCCGCCGCCGCCGCCCCCGCCCUCGCAGCCGUCUCCCCUGCCGCCUGGCAUCAAGCCCACCAUCCAGAUCAAGCAGGAGUCAGGUGUCAAAAUAAUCACUCAGCAAGUCCAGCCCAGCAAAAUCCUGCCCAAGCCGGUCACGGCCACCUUGCCCAGCAGCAGCAAUUCCCCCAUCAUGGUGGUAAGCAGUAACGGGACCAUCAUGACGACCAAGCUGGUUACGGCUCCUGCUGGGACUCAAGCAACAUACACUCGUCCAACAGUAAGCCCCUCCAUCGGGACACGCGUGACCGGCACUCCCGGUGCAGCCACUUACGUGAAGACCACCAGUGGCAGCAUCAUCACGGUUGUACCCAAAUCACUUGCCACGCUGGGGGGCAAGAUCAUCAGCAGCAACAUCGUGUCUGGUAACUCCUUGAUGAAGACCUAUUUCCAACAAAAAGGAACGACCACCAAAAUCACCACGAUCCCCGUGACGUCCAAGCCCAACGUGAUCGUCGUGCAAAAGACGACUGGAAAAGGCACCACCAUUCAAGGUCUUCCAGGCAAAAAUGUGGUCACAACAUUGCUGAAUGCAGGCGGAGAGAAAACCAUCCAAGCAGUGCCAGCUGGAGCAAAACCGGCCAUCAUCACUGCCACCCGGCCCAUCACCAAAAUGAUUGUCACUCAGCCAAAGGGGAUUGGGUCUGCCGUCCAGCCAGCCACCAAAAUCAUUCCGACCAAAAUUGUGUACGGGCAGCAAGGAAAAACGCAGGUCCUCAUCAAGCCAAAGCCGGUGACCUUCCAGGCCACGGUGGUGAGUGAGCAGACGCGGCAGCUGGUGACGGAGACGCUGCAGCAGGCGUCGCGGGUGGUGGAGACGGGCAACGCUCUGCUGCCCGAGGUGAAGGAAGAGCCCCAGGCCUACCUGGACAGCAGCUCCUCUUCCACGGAGUCCUCCCAGGGCUCUCAAGAUUCCCAGCCUGUGGUUCAUGUCAUUGCGUCCCGAAGCCAGGACUGGUCUGAGCAUGAGAUUGCUGUGGACUCCAGCCCCACCCUAAUCUACCAGGAUGUCUCCAGUGAAUCCCAGUCGGCCACCUCGACGAUCAAGGCGUUACUGGAGCUCCAGCAGACAGCAGUAAAGGAGAAAUUGGAAGCCAAGCCAAGGCAGCCAACGAUAGACCUGAGCCAAAUGGCCGUCCCAAUCCAGAUGGCCCAGGAGAAGCGGCACUCCCCAGAAAGCCCGUCGAUCGCCAUGGUGGAGUCAGAGCUCGUGGCGGAAUACAUCACCACUGACUCAGGAAGACAGCACUGUAUUCCUUCACAUUCGGAAGAAUAUCUCCAAAACCACAUAGUCAGCCACCGCUCGCAGCCCCACCAGCAGCCCUCGCAGCCCCAGCGGACCCUGCUGCAGCACGUGGCCCAGUCGCAGACGGCGACACAGACGUCCGUCGUGGUGAAGUCCAUCCCAGCGUCUUCCACGGGCGCCAUCACGCACAUCAUGCAGCAGGCGCUGAGCAGCCACACGGCCGUCACCAAGCGCAGUGAGCAGCUCAGUGCGGAGGAGGGCGAGGUGGAAGAGAUGGACACCCUGGACCCCCAGACGGGGCUCUUCCACCGCUGCGCCCUGACGCAGGUGCAGAAGCGGCAGAAGCUGAGCCAGCCGCACCCGGAGCAGACCCAGCUGCAGGUCAAGGCCCUCCAGUGUUUCCAGGCCAGGCAGAAGCAGACCUUCCACCUGCAGGCCGAGCAGCUGCCCCACAAGCUGCCCCAGAUGCCCCAGCUCUCCAUCCGGCACCAGAAGCUGGCCCCGCUGCAGCUGCCGCCGCCACCACCGCCACCGGAGCCGGCGCCGCCCAAGUCGGAGGCGCAGCAAGCCGCCCACCACGCUGCCGCCCUGGCCCGCGAGAGGCAGCUGCCCACCCUGGUGGCCCAGCCCCAGCAGACGGUGGUCCAGGUGCUGGCCGUCAAGACCACGCAGCAGCUCCCCAAACUGCAGCAGGCGCCCACAGCCCAGAAGAUCUACGUCCAGCCCCAGGGCCCCGUGCAGCUCCCUGCUGCUUCCGAGAAGCCUCCGGCAAGCCAGGUGCACCAGCCCAUAAUAACCCAAGGAUCCUCUGUUACAAAGAUAACUUUUGAAGGGCAUCAGCCGCCCACCGUGUCCAAGGUGGCCAGUGUCAGUGCGGUGCCCAAGCUGGCGCCACCGCUCCCGAGCCUAUUUCCCGCCCAGGGGUGUGCGAAGACGGCGGUAGCGGACAUUUUGAAAAUGUCCAUGAUGGAAGCGCAAAUUGACCCAGGCGCAGACCGUGUGCUAGUGGAUCUUCCGAGCAGCAAGGCCUCUCCCCCAGGUCACCUGCUGAGCGAAACAGACUCGUCGCCUGCCUCCGUGCUGAGGGUUGCCACGGUGGGCUCAGCUGUGGCCGCGUCGGUCCUCCAGCAGCCAAAGCGCCUGGACGUGGCUUCCAGCCCGCCAGGCGUCGGGCCGCCGUUGCAGGAGCAGAAGCAGGCCAUGGCAGCUCCCGCCACAGCCAGCCAGUUCAUCCGCAUCCAGAACGUUGCCCCAAAGAAGUCGGAGGAGAUUCCUGCCGAGAUCUUAAUCCAGACGAUCCCGCAGUAUUCCGUCGCCUGCCACUCCACUUCCAACGUGGUCGUGGAACCCAGCGGCCUCCUGGAGCUCAACAACUUCACCAGCCAACGCCUUGAUGACGAGGAGACGGUGAUGGAGCAAGACAUGGACAGCAGCAACGAGGAAGGAACAGAGCCCAGCCCAACGCAGAGCUCCGAACAAUCAUAGCGCUUCUGGGAUGCCAGAGUGCACUUUAAAAGCAGCAGCAGCAGCAGCAGCAAGAUCUUGGCUGUGCCGAUCCAAAAUGUCCUUGUACUAUCCCUUUGCAGCACUUUGCCUGUCAGAGGUGUUUGGACCUGCCACUUGUUGGCACGGUAGCGGGACGGUAUCGGCCAGGUGGGGUCGCAGAAUGGUUUCGGAGGGAGGCGGCAGUGUUGCCGUGCUGGAGUAAGCUUAUGACGGCGGAAUGUAUUUUCUUCAAGCAAAGACGACGAAGAACACGAGGCGACUGUAUUUUGUUUUUUAAUGAAAGGUGUGUUGAAGUUUUGUUUGCUAUGACAUUCUGGACUGGCUGCUGCACCUUUCUCAGUGUAAAGAAAAUAACAAGCAACCCAGAUUGCAAACCCAAACCGUGUUUGCAGUUAAAUGAAUCUUUCUUGCAAGAAAAGGUUUGUAAUUUUUAAAAAGAGCAUCUUAAGUCUCUCUGGAAAGAAACUCAAAUGGUAUAUUUUCAGUACUGGGAAGUACCUAAGAUGUUCCAUGUUUGACAAGGUGGGGUGGGGCUUCCCUGCACUGAUGCAUCAUUUUUGCUAUUGCGCAAUUUAAGAAUUGGUCUUUAAAAAAAAAAACCCACACAAACCCAAAUGGCAUUAUCCAGGAAUACUCAAAACCAUGGGAGAACAGCACUGUGAAGAGAUGCGCCUAACGAGAUACUGAGUCACAUUUCUGUUCCUGUCAUGCACACAAGAAAAAGACUUCAUAGUCUCACGUUAAUUGAGAAUUUUUAUUUAUUUAAAUAUAAAGACCGAAAGGGAGAGACGGGAGCUCACACUCGUGGUCCUGUUAAACAGGUCCGGUAACUUAGACGCAACUUACCUAAACAAAACGCUUUAAUGUUUAAGCUGCAGGAGGGGAGAAAUGAAAAUCAGCUGAAAGCAAACGGUUCAAAACUAGGGCAUUGGAAGUCUGAGUUUACAAACUGAUGUGGCUUGUGACAUUCAGAAUUUUUUUCUUCCUUUUGUUUUUAAAGCAAUUUUAAUUAUGACUUGGGGACUUUACAAAUUUAAAUUGCUGCCCUUUUUAUAGUUUAGGGGGGGUUGUUUUGUUUUGAGAUUACCUUUCUCAAACCCUUUUGGUUUGCACAAGUUAAUAUGGUGGGGUUUUGCAACAGGUAAAGCAACCAGAUUAAAACAGAAACAAUCUCUUGUACAUCUUGGUAAUAAAGACAUUGCUUUUUUAUAUAAAAAGAAAGAAAACUGUAUAUAGGAACAAGUUUUUAACUCUUUUGUAUAGAUUUCAUUAUAAAUAAGCAUUUUAAGAGUUUUGAUGUAUCCUGUAUAUACACAUAUCAGUUGAACUGCCCAUUUUUGUGUUUUUUUGGUGCUGAAAUACUACUUUAAGUAGAAAUUCUCUGAAAGCUCUAAUACAAUUUGUGUCAAUCUUUUCUAAA